Molecule: messenger RNA, 1475 nt
Organism: Phaeodactylum tricornutum CCAP 1055/1
Lineage: Eukaryota; Bacillariophyta; Bacillariophyceae; Surirellales; Neidiaceae
Exons: 1
Coding region: 121-1236 (371 amino acids)
Source: RefSeq, a predicted model, not a curated record
AAACACAUCAAAGCCAAAACCAAUCUCCAUAUUCACAGCACCUCUGGCCUACCCAAACCCAUUUUCGCAUACACGCAUAAACCCACUGCAGUCGUCCGCGUAGAGACAACCUUCAUCACGAUGAUUUCCAAGUACUUUUCAACCGAUGACGGGACCAAGUUGCACUACCUUGAAGCAGGUCAACGGACGCAAGCGCAACAAGAAGGGCAGCCGCCUGUGGAAACACUAAUUAUCUUACCGGGUUGGCUGCAGACUGCUCGAAUGUUUGCAUCGCAAGUUACGGCAUUGUCAACGAGUCAUCACGUGAUUGUGCUGGACCUGCGUGGGCAAGGGGCUUCCGCCAGACCGCAGUCGGGAUCCUACCGGGCAAUACGUCUCGCCAAGGAUCUGCUUAAUUUGAUGGAUCACCUUCAGGUGCAAAAGACUCAUCUCCUCGCCGUCUCGCUGAGCUCCGCCAUUGUUUGGUCCUUCAUUGAACUGUUUGGACAAGAGCGCUUGCAGUCGUUGGUCUUGAUCGAGUCCGCAGCUGUCUACAUUAAGCAGUCGCACUGGUCGAAGGAAGAUCUCCGCAACUACGGAGGUCAGCAGACUAUGGAAGAGUUCCGAGACAUGCUGACUCGGAUGGAAUCCUCCACCGACGGCGAGGCCUACGUACGUGACUGCCUGCAAGACCGUCUUUCGACAAAGAUGAAUUCGGAAGACUUUGAAGCGCUCUUGCAGGAAGUGCUCCAGUGUCGUCCAGUCGACGGGAUUGGGAACAAGCUCGCGCUCGGUUUGGUUGCCGAAGACUACCGUGACUUGUUGCCUACCGUCAGGGUGCCCACGAUGUGUAUCGGUGCUAAUCACAGUCCAAUUCCUCCCGAAUCACCCUCUUGGACGGCGGCCCAAAUGGUGGACGCCAAGUGUGACUUUUUACCCGGAUCCAGUUUUUUCUUCUACGAAACUCCCGGAGCUUUGAACGUGGUGGUGGACGAAUUCUUAGUGACACACCGAGAGAAACAGGUCAGGUCCAGCGACAGCAAGGACGACGAUAGCAGACCGACAUUGAAAACGGCGUCACCCAAAACACGUCACCACGUCCGUGUCUCGUUUGGAGAAGGAACCAGUCCACCGGUACCGUGCAAGAAAGUCUUCGUCGCCGACACGGAAGUUCACAUCGCUACACCGGAAGAACAGAAGCAUUUGCGACAAAUUUCGCUGAGUGAAGUCAAUCUAGUUCCGGACGACUGGUUUUAGAACAAGGCAAGGGAAAAAAAAUCACUUCACUUGCCAUUAACGGAUCUACUCAGCACAUUCUGGGCUCUUUUCCAGCUUGCUUUGUUGGAAGAGUCUCUUGCGUUCUGACCUCUUUACUAUUAUUCCAUGCUACAUCAUAUUCACUCGCGUGCACUCUCAUUACUUUCCCAUCCUGCUCUAACGCAGCCUAACAUUCAACAUUUCUUUAAAUUACAAUAACACGAUUGUUCAACAAGCCU